Molecule: messenger RNA, 649 nt
Organism: Rhincodon typus (whale shark)
Lineage: Eukaryota; Metazoa; Chordata; Chondrichthyes; Orectolobiformes; Rhincodontidae
Gene: rps24
Product: ribosomal protein S24
Exons: 6
Coding region: 69-461 (130 amino acids)
Biological process (GO): translation
Cellular component (GO): ribosome
Molecular function (GO): structural constituent of ribosome
Source: RefSeq, a predicted model, not a curated record
GGGCAUAUGAUUGACAGGCGUGGGGUCCUAGUUCCUUUUCCGAGCCGUGCACCAAGGCGUCAGCCGAGAUGAAUGACACCGUGACCAUCAGAACCAGAAAGUUCAUGACAAAUCGCUUGCUUCAACGCAAGCAAAUGGUUGUCGAUGUUCUCCAUCCUGGCAAACCCACAGUUCCUAAGACAGAAAUUAGAGAAAAACUAGCAAAAAUGUACAAAACGACACCAGAUGUCGUGUUUGUUUUUGGCUUCAGGACACAAUUUGGUGGUGGUAAGACAACAGGUUUUGCCAUGGUCUACGAUUCCUUAGAUUAUGCUAAGAAGAAUGAACCUAAACACAGGCUGGCCAGGCAUGGUCUGUUGGAAAGAAAGAAGGUUUCCAGGAAACAACGAAAAGAGCGCAAGAACAGAAUGAAAAAAGUUCGGGGCACAGCUAAAGCUAAUGUUGGUACUGGCAAAAAGUAACAUGGGAAAGACAUUGAAGGUUCCUUGAAAUGCUAAGUUAUCCAUGGAUCAUCACCUGUAAUUAUUUCUCCCCCAAAUAAAUUGUAUAAAAAAAGUUCUCGUCUCUUGUUUCUAUGUGUACAGAAUCUACAUGCUUGGAUAUGAACUUGUAAGGGUGGGCAUAAUGAAUACUGACUUACAACCUUAAA